UGUUUGUUUAAGAAAGAUGUUCGUGUUUGUCUAGUUUAUGAUUAAAAGUAAUUUUUUUUUAAAGUCCCUGACACAAAAGCCUGUCUUUAGAAAAAAAUUAAAAAAUCAACACCCGUUUUCUCAAAUAUUUAGUGUAGCAAUGCAAAUGGAAACUGCUGGAUUUGGGAGUUAGAUUCUAAUCCCGCAAAUCGCAUGACUUCGGUUUCUUCCUCUAAAAAAUGGGGAUAUUAACUGGAGCUUAAUGGGAAAAUUUCUUCAUCUUACUGUGCCUCGGUUCCUUUAUCUGUAAAAAGGGAUAAUAAUUGCAGGGCUUCACUGGGGUGGUGACAGAUAAGAGGGCUGUGUAAAGGAGCGAUAUAGAAAAGUGUACCGGUACCUUGACGGCCAUGAAUCAUGGAACACCUUCAUUAUUUUUAAAGAAUUAAAAAUGCAAGUUCAUCCGCUCAUCCACGUAUCUAGGGGAAAGAAGGAAAAUCCUUCCCCCGAUUUUCUUUCACCUCUUCCGUAAGAAAGAAAACAGAGAGCCCUUGUGGCUUUUAAGACCCCGCUCACAUAUCCCGGCGGAGAUUGCCCAGCUCCCUCCCCCGCCUGGCCCUCCGCUCCCCAAGAUUUGCUAUAGACUGAGACUAAGAUCCAAUUCCUCCGUUUCCUCCCCACUCUAUCAUUGCUACUGCAUUGGGAUGGCUCUUCCGGUGUGCGGGGCGACGUCAUCGUGUUCGCGCGCUGAGAUGGCCCUAGUCGGUGAUUGGCUGGCCCUGGACAGGCAGAGUAAGCGCCUGCGCUCCUUUUUUACUCCGGCUUGUUCCAUGCCGCAGUCCCCUCCGGCUUGCUUUUGCCGGUGCUCUGUUGUCCCUACCCAUGCUUCAGGCCGUGCUUCAGGGGCUCGGGCACUCAGUGCGGCGAGGGCCCCGUCUUCGGAUUCCUGUCCUGGGGAGCCGCGGCUGGUGUGACGGUGGCGGCGAUGGCGAAGGGCAUCCAGGGCCCCCGCGUGCCCAGGACGAUCGAGCCUACUUCACUACUCCCAUCUUUUACGUGAAUGCGGCUCCGCACAUCGGACACCUGUACUCGGUAUUACUCGCCGAUGCGUUGGCCCGCUACCGCCGCCUUCGGGCCGCGCCGCCUCAGGGCCCGGGUCUGGCGGACUCCUUCGUCCGUUUCUCUACUGGAACCGACGAGCACGGGCUGAAAAUUCAGCAGGCGGCCGCCGCGGCGGGGCUUACCCCUUCAGAACUCUGCAACCGGGUGUCCGCCCAGUUCCGGGCGCUCUUCCAGGAGGCGGACGUCUCCUUUACCGAUUUCCUCCGCACCACGGAGACCCGGCAUCAGCGCGCGGUGCACCACUUCUGGGGAGCCCUGCGAUCCCAGGGUCUGCUCUACAAGGGGCUCUACGAGGGCUGGUACUGCGCCUCCGACGAGUGCUUCCUGCCCGAGGCUAAAGUCACCUGGCGCCCGGGUCCCGAUGGGGAAAGCCACCCGGUGGCCCUGGAAAGCGGGCAUCCAGUAUGUUGGAUGAAAGAGGAAAACUAUAUCUUCAGGCUGUCGCAGUUUAGGGAGCCUCUCAGGCAGUGGCUCCAGGACAACCCUCAGGCCAUCACUCCGGAUUCUUUUCGCCUUACUGUUCUCCAGUGGCUGGAGGAAGACCUGCCAGACCUCUCGGUGUCUCGAGGGAAUAGCAGUUUGUAUUGGGGCCUCCCAGUUCCAGGUGACCCAACACAGACCAUCUAUGUGUGGGUUGAUGCUCUUGUUAACUACCUCACGGUUAUAGGUUACCCUGCCGUGGAACAGAAGGUGUGGUGGCCUACCACCCACCACAUCAUAGGCAAAGACAUCCUUAAGUUUCAUGCCAUCUAUUGGCCUGCUUUGCUCCUGGGGGCUGGAAUGACCCCUCCUCAUCGCAUAUAUGUGCACUCCCACUGGACAGUACACGGCCAGAAGAUGUCUAAGAGCGUGGGUAAUGUGGUUGAUCCUUUGACUUGUCUUAAUAGGUUUACAGUAGAUGGCUUCCGUUACUUCCUCUUAAGGCAAGGUGUUCCUAACUGGGACUGUGACUACUAUGAAAAGAAAGUAGUCAAGUUACUUGACGCUGAGCUGGCAGAUGCACUGGGGGGGCUCCUGAAUCGAUGUACUGCCACUAGCCUGAAUCCUACUGGGAUCUUCCCAGUAUUUUGCAAUUCCUGUUUCCCUUCCAUGGAGGGUGUAACAGUAGCUCUCCCAAAGGCCCAACCAGAAGACUAUGCCUUGGUGAGGUCAAUGUCAGCUUUGCCUCUACAGGUGGAGAACUACUAUGAGAAUUUUCAAAUCUACAAGGCCUUGGAAGCAGUGUCCAGUUGUGUUCGUCAGACUAAUAGCUUUGUCCAGAGGAAUGCACCUUGGAAGCUUAACAGAGAGAAUUUGGCAGAUCUUAAAUGGCUGGACACAGUACUGCAUGUAACACUAGAGUGCCUUCGGGUCUUUGGAUUAUUGCUUCAGCCAGUUACCCCAGCACUAGCUGACAGGCUUCUUUCCAGACUAGGUAUCUCUGAAACUGAGAGGGGCCUUCAGGACUUAAGUUUCCUUCCUCGAUACUAUGGGCAAUCUUGUCCCUUUGAAGGGAGAAGACUGGGACCUGACACUGGACUCUUAUUUCCAAGACUGGACAAAUCUAGGGCACGUUUGGCAAAAGUUCAAAGUACUUAGGUGUUUUUAAAAGUUUUGUUUUAAGUCAGGCAAACAUCUUUGGUAUGUUCCAGAAAGCUGGAUGGAAAGUUUCUCAAAUGACUUCUUCAAGAGGAUGGAGAUAAGGGGGUAUAAUGUGAACCCAGUACCUGGGAGAAAAGAUUUAUGAUUAUUGGGGUACACAGUGCCUAUACUCUUUAACCUCUUCACCCCAUUAACCAUUUUACUUAGUACUGGCAAUUUGAGUAUAGGGUAGGGAAGAGAGAGAAGAUAAAAGCAGAGCUGCUGGUACUUCCCGUCUUCCCUUUUCCCUUCCUUCUAAUUGUGCUACCUUGCCCACUACCAACUUUUCUGGACAAAUAAGUCGAAAUUAUCAGGUAAUUAUUUGCUUAGGCUACCUCACUCAUUUUCCAUAACCUAGGACUUUUGUUCCUGUCAGACAAAAUAACUAAGCUAUUCUAAACUGUGGUAACCAUUUUUUGGUGAUAAGAUCCAAAUUUAUAUAGUCCCUUGAAUAAAUUUACCUUCAAAUGGUUAGUUUGUAGGUUUCUUAACUAAAGUACAUAGAAUACCCAAAUCCCAUUGGAAAGGAUUAUGAAGGGUGGCUGAAUAUUUGAACUGUCAGACUCCCUCCCUGACUGAAAUACCAGUGGCACCCAUUUCUCUAGAGCCUUUUAGUAGGACUCAUACCACUUCGCUGAUUAGUGCACUUGAAGUACUGAUUAAAUAGUAUAAUAGGUAGUGUUGAACUUGGAAUCAGAAAGACUUAAUUUGCAAAUCUUGUGUAUCCCUUGUCCUCAAAUAUUUUUUUCUCACUGAGAAGUAUAAAGGUUUCUAUCAGUUUGAAGAUGGUUUCUCAUUAGGACCUGAGAGGUACUAAUUGAUUGAGCGGGUGCAUUUGUGUGACUUUCAGCAAGUCACUUGUCUCUCAGGUCUCAAUUUGAUGGCCUCCAAGAUUCUUUUCAGCUCUAAAGUUGAAUUGGUCCUAUAAUUUUAUGAUUCCUGUGGUGGUUCUAUGGUUUGCUUAUUAACCUGUCUGGGACCUUAACCAGUGACGACUAGAUGUUUUAUUUUAGGCAACUGGUUGAGUGAAACCUUUAUUGAAAUUUAUUUAUUUUUAAAUUUAGGUUAACUAUUGAAGUUACCUAAUUAAUUUUGUUGAUAUAACUGCUUAAAUAUACUGUUGUAAUAUUGUGCUAAUCUGAGCUCUCAUUGUCUUUGCAGUCAAAUGAUAUUAUAAUCCAUCUCUGAAAUAAAACAGGCUUGCCCUAGAGAAUACCUGGUACAUGGGAUCAGAAUCCUGAGGUGCUUAAGGAGAGAUGUUGAGAUACUGUUUAGGAAAUUUGAGGAAAACUUUGUGUUAACAGGUCUCUUAAGAUAUGUUAGUGGAUUAUAAAGUGUUGAACAUGAAAUCACUUGAGUUUGAAUCCUUGCUCUGUCAUUUUUAAUAUGUUUGUGACCUUUUACAAUCUCCCAAGUAUCAGUUCCUUCAUGGAAAAUAUGGCUAUGUUAGAAAGGGCUUGGAUGGGUCAGGGAAUGCUGUAUUGGUGCUCAUUGGAUGUAGUUGCAAAUUUCAAGACUUUUAAAUUUAUCAGUGAUGGGUAUUUAUCCCAGUUCCAUUUCAAACUAAAUAAGCAUUUAUUAAGUGACUACUAUUUGCAAAGCACUGGAGCUACAAAGAGAAGGGGGGAAGGGAGGCAGGUUCUGUGAUUUUACUGGUAUUGGGAAUUUAACAGAUGAGGAAACUCCCUCUGCCAGUGCAGGUCAGCACUUUUAAGAUAUCCAGGCUUGGAUGCCUGGGGCACAAAGAUGUUCAGUUAAUUGCCUGGGGAAAUAUAGCCAGUGUGGGUCAGGGCAGGACUUGAACUUAUGUCUUCCUAGCUCCAAAGACAGUUUUCUGAUUGCACUACUAUCCUGCUUCAGGAGGCUACAAAGAAAGAAACAAAGUGGUCCCUGCCUGUAAGUAGUCUGGCAUCCUAACAGUUUCUAGAACAGUGAUGUUGAUAGAAACAGAUUUCUGCAAGGAAUGUAGAAAUCAGAAAUGCAGAAUAGACAUCACAAAUUAGCAUUAUGUAUAUUGUACUAAUGUAUAUUUUGUUAAACAUUUCCAAUUCUACUUUAAUCUGGUUCAUGCUAUAAUAUUUUUGGAAAUUUUGUUGGCUGGAAUUUGAUACCUCUGCUGUACAAAGCAUGUAGUAUGGUGGAACAAGACAUUGGUUAGACCUAGGAGACCUGUGUUAGUGCCAGUACUGGUUUUAAAAAAUCUCAUCUAAUAGGCCCAAACUAUGUCCUCUCCCUCCUCUCCCUUAAUAAUGAAAAAAUAAUUUGAUCUUGCUGGGCCUCAGUUUUUAUAUCUGUAAAAAGAGAGUCUGGAAUACAAAAUCUUUUCGGUCUCUUCACGCUUUAAAUUUCCUAGCAAUUAGAUUUUGCUUUUACCAUAACAAGAGCAUAUUAUAAAGGAAAAUACAACAAAAAUUGUAUCUGAAUAUUUUUAGACCCAUUGCCCAAGUAAUUUGGGCUCUUGUGAUUUCUUUUGAAACCUUGGCCGCUUAACAAGUAGGGCGGAGUAUACACAUCCAUGUGGCUGUCUUGUGACUGAAAAACCACUGUGAUUUGAUAAACCCAUUAAAAAACUUUAGCUGCAUGUAGUUACUGGAAUUCAGAAGGAAAAACACUAAUGGAAAUUUAAAAGAAUCAAGAUUUGAAUCCUGGCAUGGAUAAAUAACACGAAAGUUUACAUAAAUUAGACCUAGCAAACUGCCCCAAAUUCAAUCUUCUCUCAUCUUAUUUCCUAAUGGAAAGGUAUUUCUAAUUGUGCUCUUCCUGUCUUAUUUCCUCCCACUCUUUUUUACCCUCUCCCCCACUGAUUGCAGGAAGAGCUACCCAUGUGAAGGUGGUAUGCCAUUAAAAUGUACAAAACUGGGAGCUGAGGAAUUCUUUAAGAGGUACUUAUGAGCAAGUACAAUGCUCAUUUCCGCUCAAAAUGUUCUAUGAACACUGUUUCACUUCUCUGGGCUUCAAUUUACUUAUUUGUAAAAUGAGGGGAGUUUGGAUUAGAUCAAAGCUUCUUAAUAUGGGGGUUGAAGAAAAUUUGGCAACAAUAAAAGGUUUCUGAACACAAUGACCAAAAA
Messenger RNA from Antechinus flavipes (yellow-footed antechinus), 5786 nucleotides. RefSeq names its product methionyl-tRNA synthetase 2, mitochondrial (gene MARS2). Gene Ontology annotation, biological process: methionyl-tRNA aminoacylation. The transcript has a single exon. The coding region runs from base 859 to 2676 and encodes 605 amino acids. The record is from RefSeq and is a predicted model, not a curated record. Gene Ontology annotation, molecular function: ATP binding; methionine-tRNA ligase activity. Lineage: Eukaryota; Metazoa; Chordata; Mammalia; Dasyuromorphia; Dasyuridae.